This is a messenger RNA of Neurospora hispaniola, 396 nucleotides long. RefSeq lists its product as uncharacterized. The transcript is spliced from 2 exons. NCBI's taxonomy places the organism in Eukaryota, Fungi, Ascomycota, Sordariomycetes, Sordariales, Sordariaceae. Bases 1 to 396 code for a protein of 131 amino acids. The record is from RefSeq and is a predicted model, not a curated record.
AUGGAGCGGGAUGAGAGCAGCCUCCGAGCACCCAAACAUGGCAAGGCACGAGGGAAGCCGGUGAGGAUGACGAGGCCGGGUAGGCAAAUCCUGUGGGGUCGGCUCGGCCUUGGGGAAGGGCCACGCAGCACGUUGCACGAGGGCGGCCAACAAGGGGGCGGCGAUGAGACGAAAAAGGGGGCAGAACGGCCCAGCGGAACGAGGCGGAGGAAAGUAGAGGCGACAACUAAUGACGAGGGCGGGCGCUCAAUCUGGAGAGGUGUGUACUUUGAUGUUAUCGGCGGACCUGUAGAUGAAGCAGCCCUGGCCGUGACCCAAACAUGGGAGCGUCUGAAAAAGGAGUGGAAGCCCUGGAAGGAAACCUGGGUGUUUGGGCUUGCCGCGAGGUUGCGUUGA